AGUGAUAUAAGAACAGCGUUCACAGGGUUUCCAACGUGGAACUGCAGAGGCAAUUAGCAAAGACAGAGAAAAAAAGAGGAAGGAGAGGAAGAAAUGAAAAAGGGGAAAAAAUAAAGAAAAAGACAAAAGAAAAAGAGCAAGAUCGAGAUCUCCUUUGCGUUCAUCUCAGUUGAACAAAUUGAAGAGGAGAACGAGAGUAACUCAACGGUAUCAAAAGUUUCAGGGUUUCAGCACAUCCAUUUUUUCCGGAUUUGACUUGGAAGAUCCAAGAGGUUUCUAGUUGCUUCAAUUGUUCCCCUGGGUGGUGGAGUCUUUGUGUAUUUUAAAAAUAUUAACAAUUCAAAAUGCCAAAGGAGAGAAGAGAUAGGUCUGUGUCACAUGAUAGUUGCAGAGUAUCACCUUACCCAAGCAGCUCUAGUCGUGUUGGAAGAUCUGCUCCUAAAGAGGCAGAGGAAAAUGUUAAAGAAUGGGAAGAAGCUAGGUGUCCAGUGUGCAUGGAGCACCCUCACAAUGCAGUUCUCCUCAUAUGUUCAUCCCAUGAUAAGGGAUGCCGCCCUUACAUGUGUAACACUAGCUAUCGCCACUCAAACUGUCUCGAUCAAUUCUGCAAGUCAUUUACAGACACCUCGUCAACCAUUCCUCAAGUAGAAGGUCAGAUUUCAAACACUGUUGAAAGUAGAAUUGAUGUGCCAGAAGACAGAAGUGAAGGUUUGGUUACAAUGCAAGCCUUAUCCUGUGAGAAUGAUGCAAAAUCGAAAUUAGUAUGCCCUCUAUGUAGAGGGCAAAUAAAAGAGUGGAAAGUAGUGGAGGCAGCUCGUCAUUUCAUGAAUGAAAAAUCGAGGAGCUGUUCAUGUGAGACUUGCAACUUCAGUGGUACAUACACAGAUCUUAGAAAGCAUGCAAGGCUUGAACAUCCUCUUGAACGCCCAUCUGCAGUAGAUCCAGAGCGUCAGCGUAACUGGAGGAGGUUGGAGCGCCAGAGGGAUCUCGGUGACCUCCUUAGCACACUGCAAACAUCAUUUGGGGUAGAUGAUCCCAUUGAUGAUGGUGGUCUGCUGGCUGUGUUUUUCCUCAUUCUUCAACCUGCAUCCGUAUCCAGGGGUACCACACUCCAAAUGCGAAUAAGAAGACCCUCAACACUCUGGGGGGAAAAUUAUGAAGGACAAUCUGGAUCUGAUGAUGCAAAUGAAUCCUCAGAUGGAGGCUCUGACAGUAGACCGCGCCGUGUCCGGAGACGAAUGACACCUCCGCCAUGACAUGCAAUGUUAACGGGUCAAUUUAAAUUAUCGUUGAUCAAACUCGCGCUCCUCUCAAGCCCUUCUACCUUUCCAGAUGCUCAUUAAUACAUGCUGGUUAUUAAUUGUUUAUCAGUAUAUUUAAUAUUUCUGCCUUCAUUCCCAAGGAUUCUGAACGAUUGAGCUUGAAAUAAAAUUUACUGCUGUGCUAGUUCUUUUGUUUUUUAUUAGCUCAUCAUAUUGCUUCUUGCUAUACAUGUGAGGUAAAAAGAGAGAGGAAAAACAGUGAGGUAUGGUGUGUAUAACCUGGCUCAUAAGUUUGAGCUGGAAGAAGAUUGUAUUGUUCAAUGGCUGGCCUGCCGCCUGCUAGAGUAUUUGAAGAGAAUUUGAGUUUGUCUGCUUUUUAUUUUU
Cajanus cajan (pigeon pea) is the source of this 1646-nucleotide messenger RNA. RefSeq names its product MAP kinase kinase kinase, putative (DUF1644). Lineage: Eukaryota; Viridiplantae; Streptophyta; Magnoliopsida; Fabales; Fabaceae. The record is from RefSeq and is a predicted model, not a curated record.